Messenger RNA from Notothenia coriiceps (black rockcod), 488 nucleotides. RefSeq names its product protein turtle homolog B-like. Gene Ontology annotation, molecular function: protein binding. The transcript has 3 exons. Gene Ontology annotation, cellular component: neuron projection. The annotation marks the transcript as partial. NCBI's taxonomy places the organism in Eukaryota, Metazoa, Chordata, Actinopteri, Perciformes, Nototheniidae. The record is from RefSeq and is a predicted model, not a curated record.
GCUGAAGAGGGAGCGUUUAGGUCCACAUGACUGGCUCUCCAUACCCGUGCCUGGAGGCCAGGACUGGUUGGUGGUGCCCGGCUUGGAGCCAGAGACAAUAUACCAGUUCAGCGUUCUGGCCCAAAACAAGCUUGGCACAGGCCCUUUCAGCGAGGUUGUCACUGUGAACACACUAGUAUUUCCUAUAAGUACCCCUGAACCAUUGGUGCUGCUUACCCCACCACGGUGCCUCACAGCCAAUCGCACACAGCAGGGAGUUCUGCUCAACUGGAUCCUGCCUGCCAAUCAUACAGCACCGAUCCAGCAUUAUGUCAUGGAGUUCCGCCUGGGGGAGCGAUGGGAGGUCUUAGACGACAGCAUUCCUGCUGGGGAGACAGACCUGCUCGCCCGAGACCUCAUCCAGGAGGCCUGGUACGAGUUCCGCGUCAUGGCCGUCAUGGAUGACAUCAUCAGUGAUCCUAGUAACGUAGUAGGUGUGUCCAGCACAG